AUGUACCUCUACGUGGUCCCUCCAGAGCUACACCCCGGAGCUUCUAGCUUCGACCACCCUAAUGUCUGGGCAUGCAGCCCCGCUGCACCUCCUCGUCCGCCCAGACGUGUCCCCGACAUAAACCCCCGGGGAUGGUUAGUCCAAGACUCCCUCGCCCACGAUAGUCUGACUAGCGUCUUUAAGUCCACCCAGGCCAGUCCCAGUCGGGCAAGCAUCGCGCGCAGAGGUGUCAAAACUCGACUAAUCGACAAAUAA
Molecule: messenger RNA, 255 nt
Organism: Penicillium cataractarum
Lineage: Eukaryota; Fungi; Ascomycota; Eurotiomycetes; Eurotiales; Aspergillaceae
Exons: 2
Coding region: 1-255 (84 amino acids)
Source: RefSeq, a predicted model, not a curated record